This is a messenger RNA of Sander lucioperca (pikeperch), 8106 nucleotides long. RefSeq names its product sodium channel, voltage-gated, type I like, alpha b (gene scn1lab). The record is from RefSeq and is a predicted model, not a curated record. Gene Ontology annotation, biological process: membrane depolarization during action potential; neuronal action potential; sodium ion transmembrane transport. NCBI's taxonomy places the organism in Eukaryota, Metazoa, Chordata, Actinopteri, Perciformes, Percidae. Bases 297 to 6371 code for a protein of 2024 amino acids. Gene Ontology annotation, molecular function: voltage-gated sodium channel activity; protein binding. The transcript is spliced from 27 exons. Gene Ontology annotation, cellular component: plasma membrane; voltage-gated sodium channel complex; axon.
GUAUUUAGUCUGUGUGCUCCCCUUUGUUUGUCAGUUUGUCGUACCUUGUGUCUGGAAGUUCUGUCAGUUUCUAGGACUCAGUUUCCUAGUGUACCUGUUCCAUUUUUACCUGUACCUGUUCGAAUUUACUGCCUGCUUUUCUGGACUGUAAGAUUAUUUUCCUCAUUUUGUCAUUGAAACUCUCCCUGCUACCUCCUCUUCUUAUCUUCUGCAUUUGGGUUCAAGCCUGCAAUUCCUCAAACUCUCCCUGUCCCAGCUGAGCCCCUCGCUGCCCUCUGAAGGAGCAGGAUGACAAGAUGGCACAGCUGCUUGUACCGCCCGGACCUGACAGCUUCCGCCCCUUCGUGCCUGAGUCGCUGGCCGCCAUCGAGAGGUGCAUCGCCGAGGAGGAGGCCCGGAGACCACGAGUGGAACGCCGCAACGACAACGACGAUGAAAAUGGGCCCAGACCAAACAGUGACCUGGAGGCGGGGAAAUCUCUCCCCUUCAUCUAUGGGGACACCCCCCCCCAUCUGGUGUCCACCCCUCUGGAGGACUUGGACACCUACUACAGCAAUCAGAAGACCUUCAUAGUAUUGAAUCGCGGGAAGGCAAUCUUCCGUUUCAAUGCCACUCCUGCCUUGUACAUCUUAAGCCCCUUCAACCCUCUAAGGAGGGUAGCUAUUAGAGUUUUAGUGCACUCGAUGUUCAGCAUGUUGAUCAUGUUCACCAUCCUGACCAACUGUGCUUUCAUGACCCUCAGUCAGCCCCCGGAAUGGGCCAAGAAUGUAGAGUACACAUUCACAGGGAUUUACACCUUCGAGUCCCUUAUAAAGAUCCUGGCUAGGGGCUUCUGUGUGGGGAAGUUCACUUUCCUGCGGGACCCGUGGAACUGGCUGGAUUUCAGUGUUAUCCUCAUGGCAUAUGUCACAGAGUUUGUGGACCUGGGCAAUGUCUCAGCACUGCGAACCUUCAGGGUUCUGCGAGCCUUGAAAACUAUUUCAGUCAUCCCAGGCUUGAAGACCAUCGUUGGCGCACUGAUCCAGUCUGUAAAAAAGCUCUCAGACGUCAUGAUCCUCACCGUGUUCUGCCUCAGCGUCUUCGCCCUCAUCGGGCUGCAGCUCUUCAUGGGCAACCUGAGGCAGAAGUGCGUGCGUGAGCCCAUCUACAACGCCACCAACAGCAGCAACAUCACUGCCGACACCACGAUGUUUUUCAGCAACAACACCCUGCUGGAUAUCAACACUGCGUUUGUGCAGAACGCCACGGAGAGCUCCUUCAACUGGACGGAGUACAUCAGCGAUGAGAGAAAUUACUAUUACCUCCCUGGCCGUAGGGAUGCUCUGCUCUGUGGGAAUGGCAGUGGCGCCGGGCUCUGUCCGGAGGGCUUCGUAUGCAUCAAAGCUGGUCGUAAUCCAGACUACGACUACACCAGCUUUGACUCCUUCAGCUGGGCGUUCCUCUCCCUCUUCCGACUCAUGACCCAGGACUUCUGGGAAAACCUCUACCAGCAGACUUUGCGCGCGGCAGGAAAACCCUACAUGAUCUUCUUCGUGCUGGUGAUCUUCCUGGGCUCCUUCUACCUGGUCAACCUGAUCCUGGCCGUGGUGGCCAUGGCUUAUGACGAGCAGAACCAGGCGACCAUCGAGGAGGCCCAGCAGAAGGAGGAGGAGUUCCAGGCCAUGCUGGAGCAGCUGAAGAGACAGCAGGAGGAGGCACAGGUUGCCGCGGCAGCCGCCACAGAGAGUGGAGAGUACAGCGGGAGAGGUGGCCCCACCUCGGAGUCAUCCUCGGGGACGUCUAAGCUCAGCUCCAAAAGUGCCAAGGAGCGACGCAACAGGUGGAAGAAGAGGAAGCAGAGGGAGGAGGAGGAAAGGGGGGGCCGCGACAAGUUCCACAAAUCUGAGUCUGAGGACAGCAUCAAGAGAACUAGCUUCCGCUUCUCCAUCGAUGCCAAUAGACUUUCUUAUGAAAAGAGAUGCUCCUCACCCAACCAGUCUCUCCUCAGUAUCCGGGGAUCCCUCUUCUCACCUCGGAGGAACAGCCGCGCCAGCCUAUUCAGCUUCCGCGGCCGGGCACGCGACAUGGGCUCCGAGAACGACUUCGCCGACGACGAGCACAGCACUUUCGAGGAGAGCGACAGCCGGCGGGGCUCACUGUUCUUGCCGCGCCGUCUUGAGCGCCGCUGCAGCGCCGUCAGCCAGACCAGCCUCGGGGCGCCGCGGAUCAUGCUGCCCGCCAACGGCAAGAUGCACUGUGCCGUGGACUGCAACGGUGUAGUGUCGCUGGUCGGAGGAACCUCUGUAACAACCUCCCCUGUAGGUCUCCUGCUCCCUGAGGGCACAACUACGGAUACCGAGCUCAAGAAACGCCGGUCAGGUUUUCGCAAGCCAUCCAUGGAUUAUUUAGAUGAAACAGUGGCCAGGCAGAGAGCCAUGAGUGUGGCCAGUAUCCUCACCAACACCAUGGAAGAGCUUGAAGAGUCGAGACAGAAAUGCCCCCCCUGCUGGUAUAGAUUCGCCAACACCUGUCUGAUCUGGGAUUGUAGCCCCACGUGGUUGAAAUUCAAGGACAUCGUGUGCACGGUGGUCAUGGACCCAUUUGUGGAUCUGGCCAUCACAGUUUGCAUUGUCCUCAACACCCUUUUCAUGGCCAUGGAGCAUUACCCCAUGACUAAUGAAUUUGACUACGUACUCUCAGUUGGAAACCUGGUGUUCACAGGCAUCUUCACAGCAGAGAUGUGCUUCAAAAUCAUCGCCCUGGAUCCCUACUACUACUUCCAAGAGGGUUGGAACAUCUUUGAUGGUAUCAUUGUCAGUCUGAGUCUGAUGGAGCUUGGCUUGGCCAACGUAGAAGGCCUGUCUGUGCUCAGGUCCUUUAGAUUGCUGAGGGUCUUCAAACUAGCCAAGUCAUGGCCCACAUUAAACAUGCUGAUCAAGAUCAUUGGUAACUCAGUGGGCGCUCUGGGGAACUUGACUCUGGUGCUGGCCAUCAUCGUCUUCAUCUUUGCUGUCGUGGGCAUGCAGCUGUUUGGCAAGAACUACAAGGAGUGUGUGUGUAAGAUUUCUGAUAGCUGUCAACUGCCCCGCUGGCACAUGCACGAUUUCUUCCACUCCUUCCUCAUCGUGUUCCGGGUGCUGUGCGGAGAGUGGAUCGAGACAAUGUGGGACUGCAUGGAGGUGGCUGGACAGUCCAUGUGCCUGAUAGUCUUCAUGAUGGUCAUGGUCAUUGGAAACCUGGUGGUUUUAAACCUAUUCCUGGCUCUCCUCCUGAGCUCAUUCAGCGCUGACAAUCUGGCAGCAACUGACGACGACAAUGAGAUGAACAACCUGCAGAUUGCUGUGGGCCGGAUCCAGCGGGGCAUCGCAUUUGUCAAAUCCAAAGUGCGGCAGUUUCUCCAGAGCCUCUGCUUUGGCCGGGCCAGUAAGGGCUCCGGUCUGGCUGAGGAGAUCAAACCCCUGGAUGAACUGCACAGCAAUGGCAAAGGAAACUGCAUCUCCAACCACACUACAGUGGAGAUCACCAAGGACCCAAGUGGGGUGUACAUGACAGAGGACAAUGGACGGCCAGGAGGAGGUCUGGUAGUUGGGGUUGGUGGGGACACUACACCCAAGUACCCAAUGGAGGAAUGUGACUAUAUGUCAUUUAUUCAUAACCCCAGCUUGACAGUCACAGUGCCCAUUGCUGUGGGCGAGUCGGACUUUGAAAACCUAAACACAGAAGAUUUCAGCAGCGACUCGUCGGAUGUGGAGGGCAGCAAAGAGAAGCUCGAUGCAGAGCCCCAUCCUCUGAGCUCAUCGGAAGGGAGCACAGUGGAUAUACGCCCCCCAGGAGAUGGGGUGGAUUCAGUGGAGCUGGAGCCGGAGGAGUCAAUGGAACCAGAGGCCUGCUUCACAGAGGGCUGUGUGAGCAGGUUCCAGUGCUGCCAGAUAAACGAGGACGACGACCAUUUUAAGACCUGGUGGACACUCAGGAAAACCUGCUUCAUCAUAGUGGAGCACAACUGGUUUGAAUCCUUCAUCAUAUUCAUGAUCCUGCUCAGCAGUGGAGCACUGGCAUUUGAGGACGUUUACAUCGAGCAGCGGAGGACCAUCAAAACAGUGCUGGAGUACGCAGACAAGGUCUUCACUUACAUCUUCAUCCUGGAAAUGCUGCUGAAGUGGGUGGCAUACGGCUUUGUCAAGUAUUUCACAAACGCCUGGUGCUGGCUCGACUUCCUCAUUGUAGACGUGUCCCUGGUCAGCCUUGUAGCCAACGCUCUGGGCUACUCUGAGCUUUCCGCCAUCAAAUCUCUGAGGACACUCCGAGCCCUCCGGCCCUUGAGGGCCCUGUCUCGGUUUGAGGGCAUGAGGGUUGUGGUGAACGCGCUGCUGGGGGCCAUCCCCUCCAUCAUGAACGUGCUGCUGGUCUGCCUCAUCUUCUGGCUCAUCUUCAGCAUCAUGGGCGUCAACCUGUUUGCGGGGAAGUACUAUUACUGCGUCAACACCACCAACGACGAGGUGUUCCCCAUUGACGUCGUCAACAACAAGAGCGAGUGCCUGAACUUGGUCAACGACAGCGCCCGCUGGAAGAACGUCAAGAUCAACUUUGACAACGUUGGUGCCGGCUAUCUGGCUCUGUUGCAAGUGGCAACAUUUAAGGGUUGGAUGGACAUCAUGUACGCAGCCGUGGACUCUCGCAAUUUGGAAGACCAGCCUGAAUAUGAAGUGAACUUGUACAUGUACCUCUACUUUGUCAUCUUCAUCAUCUUCGGCUCCUUCUUCACCCUCAACCUGUUCAUCGGUGUCAUCAUCGACAACUUCAACCAGCAGAAGAAGAAGUUUGGAGGUCAGGACAUCUUCAUGACAGAAGAGCAGAAGAAAUACUACAAUGCCAUGAAGAAGCUGGGCUCCAAGAAACCCCAAAAACCGAUACCUCGACCAACAAAUUCAUUUCAGGGCUGCGUGUUCGACUGCAUCACGAAGCAGGCCUUCGACAUCGUGAUCAUGAUCCUCAUCUGCCUCAACAUGGUGACCAUGAUGGUGGAGACGGACGACCAGACGCCGGAGAUGGACAAAAUCCUCUACUGGAUCAACCUGGUCUUCAUCAUUCUCUUCACCGCCGAGUGUAUGCUCAAGAUGAUCUCCCUGCGUCACUAUUACUUCACCAUCGGUUGGAACAUAUUUGACUUUGUGGUGGUGAUCCUGUCCAUUGUAGGUAUGUUUUUAUCUGAAGUCAUUGAGAAGUACUUUGUGUCCCCGACGCUGUUCCGAGUGAUCCGUCUGGCCAGGAUAGGCCGCAUCCUCCGCCUUAUCAAAGGCGCCAAAGGCAUCCGGACGCUUCUCUUUGCCUUGAUGAUGUCACUCCCCGCCUUGUUCAACAUCGGCCUCCUCCUCUUCCUCGUCAUGUUCAUCUACGCCAUCUUUGGCAUGUCCAACUUCGCCUACGUCAAGCGCGAGGCAGGGAUCGACGACAUGUUCAACUUCGAGACCUUCGGGAACAGCAUGAUCUGCCUGUUUCAGAUCACCACGUCGGCCGGGUGGGACAGCCUGCUCGCGCCCAUCCUGAACAAGCGGGAGCCCGACUGCGACAGCCAGAUGGAGCACCCGGGCAACAACUACAAGGGCAACUGUGGCAACCCGUCGGUGGGCAUCUUCUUCUUUGUCAGCUACAUCAUCAUCUGCUUCUUGAUUGUGGUCAACAUGUACAUCGCCGUCAUCCUAGAGAACUUCAGCGUGGCCACGGAGGAGAGUGCCGAGCCGCUGAGCGAGGACGACUUUGAGAUGUUCUACGAGGUGUGGGAGCGAUUCGACCCGGACGCCACCCAGUUCAUGGAGUACAGCAAGCUGUCGGCCUUCGCCGACGCCCUAGACCCGCCGCUGCGCAUGGCCAAGCCCAACAUGCUCCAGCUCAUCUCCAUGGACCUGCCGAUGGUGAGCGGCGAGCGCAUCCACUGCCUCGACAUCCUGUUCGCCUUCACCAAGCGCGUGUUGGGCGAGAGCGGCGAGAUGGAUGUGCUGCGUGGGCAGAUGGAGGAGCGCUUCAUGGCGUCCAACCCCUCCAAGGUGUCUUACGAGCCCAUCACCACCACCCUGCGCCGCAAACAGGAGGACAUGGCGGCCGUGAUCAUCCAGAGGGCCUUCCGCCGCUACAUGAUGCGCCUGGCCAUGAAGAAGGCCUCCACCCUCUACAAGGAGAAGCUGAAGGAGGGCCUCCGGGACCCCGACAAGGACGUGAUGGUCAUCAGCAAGUUCAACGAAAACUCCACCUCGGACAAAACGGACAUGACGCCCUCCACGGCCUCCCUGCCCUCCUACAACAGCGUCACGAAAUCAGACAAGGACAAAUACGAGAAAGAAAAAAAGCGGGAAAGACCGAAAGAAGUAGACUUUUUAAAUAGGAACAAAAAAUAACACGAGACACGAGGGAAAUUUGUUUACAACUUCUGAAGGGGGUAGAUAGAUGUACGGCCCUUUUGCAUCAAUUGUUGAGAGAUGAGGAACGCUAUGCCAGACAGGCCGAUAACAGGAGUGUGCUUAUGUCAUAUGUGAAUACAUGGGGUCUUCUCAGAGGAGUGAUGUAGAAACUAAACGACCCAGCGGACAUUGCCAGAGAUUUACUGGAACAUGACAUGGAAAAGCCUCUGUGCAAAAACGCUUGUGAUUUUCCUAUUGGUUGUUGUUACUAUCUGACCAACUUGAGUGUACUGUUAAGUUGUCUGUAGCUAGUGCUGCUGCUACUACUAUAAAUCCAGUUUCUUGAAUUUAACAAUGGCUGUAUCACUUAUUAAGUACUCUGCAUUUCUUUUGCUCAUAGUUACAAGGUUUCAUUUUUUUUUUUUUUUAUGAGAAAGAAUGUUUUCUACUUUUUUUGUGUGUGAUUAUUGUGAGAAUGUGACCACUGCUUUCACUGUUGUAAAAUCACCAAGGGCAGACCAAGUCAAUGCUGGAAACUACACCAACCAUCUGAAAGUACAGUGCAGGGUCACUGCCACAAUGCUCUUGGUUCAUACAGUAUACACAGCUAUAAAUGGAAAGCAUGCCGCUGAAGUGCAAUGGACAAAUACAGUUCAUUGUAUUCACUGGUGUUAUUGUUGAAAUCUGUAUUGUGCUUCUGGGCUGCCAUCUCCCCAUUUCAGUAGAAAACACAAGUCUCUGAAUACAGAGAAGCUGAAUGUAUGCAAGGCACAUUUGAAGAAAUUGUUUGACAGUUUGACAAAAAUAUUCUCAGUCGCUUUUUUGCAGCGAUUUAGAUGAGGAAGAUUGAUACCACGCUCCUAUCUGGCAGUGGUAUCAAUCUUUUCAUCUACCCCUUGACAAGAAAGCAAAGGCGCCUAAUUCCCCCAAAGGGUCAAAACUGUUCCUUUAAGGCGACACUCAUAUCUACUCGUUCAUCUGCUGUUGUGUUGUCUCCUCUCACACGUUUGUUUCCCCCUUUAGUCUCCCAGAGCUCUUGUAAAGAAAUAAAUCUUAGUAAUGAAAAGAAAAUGUCAAUCUGUCUAACUGCUCUCAUGCUAGAACAUGACAAUAUAUCACAUUUAAAGGUUAUAAUAUCCCAAAUGUUUGUAUAACAUUCAUGUUGUUCUUGGUUAAGAUUGAGAAGUGAGUGGUUUUAAUGUAGUGGUUUGGUUUGUAUAUAAUAUAGCUAUUUGGGCCCACAGUAUGCAUCACAAUUACAUUUGAUGUAAGAGCACUUUUUAUCCCCACUGCUACGUAAUACCACAUGUGGCGGUCAUACAUGUAAGUUUGUGCGUGCGAGAUAUGUAUGUCUAUGUGUAUAUUUGGUAACAAAGGGGAGAAUGUAAGCAUCUAUCUCUUUAUGUGAGCGAGUGUGUAACUGGGGUCUGCAGGAUGUUUGUUCCACUGAUUAUAAAUAACAUUUUUACUGUAGAUAUGAGUGCAUUUUUCCAGUCUUCGGAUUUGAUUUGCAUCUUUUUCUAGAACUCGUCUUUUUCUUUUUCUGCACUGUAACACAAGAAGAAACACGUGUGGUCCCCAUAUCUAUAGAUAGAAACCAUGAAGCAAUCAGUAGCCAUCUCUCAUUGCGCUUGUGGUGUUUUAGUGAACUGCAUGCAAGAAGUGACUACUGUCCGCUCAUAUGGUAAUAUAAUUUCAAAGCCAAAAGAAUAAAGGACAUAUUUUUUGUAAA